CACCACCUGUCGCAUUGCAUGAUGUCAAAGGAAAACGUCUUAUCUGGAGAGGCCGGGUCCCAUGUGUUCGCCGGGGUUCUGUUGGACUUCGACGGGACUAUCAUCGACUCAACGGAGGCGAUUGUUGAGCACUGGAAAAGAAUCGGCCUCGAACUGGGGAUCGACCACAAUGAGAUCCUCCGCACGUCGCACGGCAGACGAAGCAUCGAUAUUCUUCGCGAUCUAGACCCCACAAAGGCAAACUGGGAAUACGUCAGCGCGAUGGAAGCCCAAGUCCCCCUCCUGUGCACCACCCCCGCUGUCGAGAUCCCCGGAGCCCGCAAGCUCCUCGAGUCCCUAGACAAAUACCAAGCCCCUUAUGCAAUUGUCACGUCCGGAACAAAGGCCCUUCUAGACGGGUGGUUGAAGGUUCUCCAACUCCCACGACCACAGGAAGUCACGGUCGCCGAAGAUGUCAAGCUCGGAAAGCCGGAUCCGGAGGGGUAUCGGAAGGCAAAAGAGAGGAUGCUGCUAUCGUUGGAUUCUGAGACAUACAGAGAUGUGCUGGUGAUGGAGGACGCCCCGGCCGGGAUCAGAGCGGGGAAAGCGGCUGGGUGUUAUGUGUUGGCAGUUGCGACGACACAUGGUGUGCAGGAGUUGAAGGACGCGGGGGCAGACUGGGUGGUCAUGGACCAUCGGUUUGUGGAUGUGGAAAGGGUGGAGACUGCAGGGUUUAGAUUUGUGUUUCGAAAUUUGUUGUAGAU
Messenger RNA from Aspergillus heteromorphus CBS 117.55, 743 nucleotides. Its product is annotated as HAD family hydrolase. The record is from RefSeq and is a predicted model, not a curated record. Gene Ontology annotation, molecular function: beta-phosphoglucomutase activity; sugar-phosphatase activity. The coding region runs from base 22 to 741 and encodes 239 amino acids. Lineage: Eukaryota; Fungi; Ascomycota; Eurotiomycetes; Eurotiales; Aspergillaceae. The transcript has 4 exons.